Messenger RNA from Exophiala viscosa, 1489 nucleotides. RefSeq names its product short chain dehydrogenase/reductase SDR. Gene Ontology annotation, molecular function: 3-beta-hydroxysteroid 3-dehydrogenase (NADP+) activity. The coding region runs from base 291 to 1295 and encodes 334 amino acids. The record is from RefSeq and is a predicted model, not a curated record. The transcript is spliced from 2 exons. NCBI's taxonomy places the organism in Eukaryota, Fungi, Ascomycota, Eurotiomycetes, Chaetothyriales, Herpotrichiellaceae.
ACUGUACUUAUCUCUCUUACCAACGUCUCCCCCUACGCGGCAGUCAACAACCUUGCUGCAUGUGAACUACACCUCAGACAAUGCGACGUCAACCAGACAAUACUGGAUGUUUGCCAGUGGUGCCAGGUUCCACAUCCUUACAUCCAAUUAGGCCACCCCUGGGGGACCGAGCAAGUUGUUGGUUUCGGCCGAUAUGAACAACUCUUAUAAAAGGGCGAGAUGCGCCUCGUGAAGGCCCAUACUUCAGUUCUGACCAGAGCUUCAGCACCGAUUCAUCUCGUCUCUCUACCAUGGCUGGCACGGUCCUGAUCACCGGAGCCAAUGGUACACUGGCCCUUGCAUUUGUUCAAGCUCUUCUCACACUUCAUCCUCAAUACGCACUCGUAGCGACCGUGCGAAAUGCGUCACCAGAAGCCGAUCCCAACACAGCCGCGCUCAUGCGCAUCGUCGAAAAGCAUCCUGGUGUCAAGGUACAGGUCGAAAGACUCGACCUUGGCAAGCUGGACGACGUGCGCCGCUUUGCGGAUAGACUUUCGGACCAGAUCGAGCGAGGGGAGCUCUCACGCAUCUCGGCCAUCGUGUGCAACGCAUCCACCUGGUCACUGGAAGCAGGUCAGAAGUUCACAUCGGAUGGACUCGAGGCUACCUUCCAGGUCGCUCACCUGUCCCACUACCUCCUGGUCCUCAAGCUUCUUGGAAGUAUGGACAUGUCGUCUGGGCGCAUCGUCAUGCUUGGUUCGAUCACACAUUACCCAGAGAAACCGAAUCCAUUGUCGGCUUUCGGACCAGAGUUCCCGGCUGACAUCGAGCACCUCGUCAAGCCACCGCCUGAUCGUGCGGGAGAGGUGCACGACAGAGGAUUCCAGCGAUAUGGAACAGCCAAGCUUUCAAAUGUCACGUUCAUGCACGACCUCAACAAAAGACUGGAAGCAGAUCCAAAAUUAUCGAAGGUGACAGUCACGGCCAUGGACCCAGGCGGCCUCGCCGCUUCCAGAGCGCAGACUGAACAGAAAAGGUCGGUGAGGUGGAUUAUGGCUGCGAUCAACUUCUGCAUGCCCGUGUUGAGGUAUUUCACGACUGCUUUCCGACCUGCGGCGGACUCGGCACGAGACCUUGUUGCUGUCAGUGUGGAGCCUCAAUUCCAUGGAAAGAGGGAUUAUUAUGUCGGUCGGAAGCCAGAAGCGUCUGCUGAGAUCAGCAGAGACGCUGCGGUCCAGGAAAGGCUCUGGACGGCGUGCUGGAAGUGGGCGGGCCUCUCCACUGAAGACACUAUUCUCCAGAAUUCAGCAGUGUGAGGACUACCAAAAGCUAGCCAUUUCCAGUUCAUCUAGCUCAACUCUGUGACCCGACCCAUCACACCAUCUGUGGAAAUAGGCAGAUAAAAUAUAUACAUGGAACGAACAGGCGUCGAAUUGCGUAGUGUUUUGGACCAGAGCAGAUCGACAUGCUUCGUACGCUCCUCUCAUAUAGCUCGCCCUUCGACUCUCUC